This is a messenger RNA of Lacerta agilis (Sand lizard), 3428 nucleotides long. It is a transcript of the gene ILF3, whose product is annotated as interleukin enhancer binding factor 3. The transcript has 20 exons. Bases 219 to 2918 code for a protein of 899 amino acids. The record is from RefSeq and is a predicted model, not a curated record. Gene Ontology annotation, molecular function: single-stranded RNA binding; double-stranded RNA binding. Lineage: Eukaryota; Metazoa; Chordata; Lepidosauria; Squamata; Lacertidae. Gene Ontology annotation, cellular component: precatalytic spliceosome.
UCGCCGCCGUAGCCCCCACCGCCUUCUGCGCGGGAAGCCGCGAGCCCGAUACCGGCAACCGCCCGCUUUCUGUGGCGGAGAGGGGAGCGGGACGGCCGUUGGUAGAGGCCGCGGCUGUCGACGGGCCCAGCCCGCUCGAGUACUGAAUACACUGGAGGAGUACAAAUUGGAAGAAGCAAAUAUUUCUUGAAAAAUUCAGCCAAAGUUCAAAAGCAAAAAUGCGGCCAAUGCGUAUUUUUGUGAAUGAUGACCGCCAUGUUAUGGCAAAACACUCGGCAGUUUAUCCAACACAAGAGGAGCUGACAGCAGUACAGAACAUGGUCUCUCACACUGAACGUGCUCUCAAGGCUGUAUCUGACUGGAUUAAUGAACAAGAGAAAGGUAGCGGAGAGCAGCCAGAACCUGAGACCAUGGAGACUGUAGCUGAAGAAGAGAACAAAGAAGGAAGCUUCUUUUCAUCAUUUCUUAGUGACCCGAAGACCACAGAGCACUUGACUCGGACACUUCGUGGAGUGAUGCGUGUUGGUCUUGUAGCGAAGGGGCUCUUGCUUAAGGGAGACUUGGAUCUUGAGUUGGUUCUGUUGUGCAAGGAGAAGCCUACUACUGGUCUUUUGGAAAAAGUGGCAGAUAAUCUUGGAACCCAACUUGCUACUAUUACUGAAGAUAAAUAUGAAAUUAUCCAAUCUAUCAGUGAUGCUGCAAUUAUCAUUAAGAAUACAAAAGAACCUCCACUGACACUUACCAUCCACUUGACAUCUCCUGUUGUCAGAGAAGAAAUGGAAAAAAUGUUAGCUGGAGAAACGCUAUCAGUCAACGACUCACCGGACGUUCUGGACAGGCAGAAAUGCCUUGCUGCCUUGGCGUCACUCCGACACGCCAAGUGGUUCCAGGCCAGGGCAAAUGGCUUGAAAUCAUGUGUCAUAGUCAUCAGAGUGCUGAGAGAUCUGUGUACCCGUGUGCCUACUUGGGCUCCACUUAGAGGAUGGCCUCUAGAACUGCUGUGUGAGAAAUCAAUUGGAACAGCCAAUCGACCAAUGGGAGCUGGUGAGGCCCUGAGAAGAGUUCUUGAAUGCCUUGCAUCAGGAAUAGUCAUGCCAGAUGGUUCUGGUAUUUAUGAUCCUUGUGAAAAAGAAGCCACUGAUGCUAUUGGGCAUCUAGACAGACAACAAAGGGAAGAUAUCACACAGAGUGCUCAGCAUGCGUUAAGGCUUGCUGCUUUUGGCCAACUUCAUAAAGUUUUGGGGAUGGAUCCGUUGCCAUCAAAGAUGCCCAAGAAACCAAAAAAUGAAAACCCAGUUGAUUACACUGUCCAGAUUCCCCCUAGCACCACAUAUGCCAUUGCUCCGUUGAAACGUCCUAUGGAAGAAGAUGGAGAGGAGAAAUCUCCAAGCAAAAAGAAAAAGAAGAUUCAGAAAAAAGGUAUUGAGUUGGCAAGAGAGGAGAAAUCAGAACCGCCGCAAGCUAUGAAUGCACUGAUGAAACUCAACCAACUGAAACCUGGACUUCAGUAUAAACUAGUGUCUCAGACAGGUCCAGUUCAUGCUCCUAUAUUUACUAUGUCUGUGGAAGUAGAUGGCAUCACAUAUGAAGCUUCAGGACCUUCCAAAAAAACAGCCAAGCUGCAUGUAGCUGUAAAGGUGUUACAAGAUAUGGGAUUGCCUACGGGUGUAGAAGGAAGAGAGAGGGGUGAUGAAUCAGCAGAGGAAACGGAUCAGAAACCAGUAGCUAUUACUGCUCCGCCUGUAGUGGAGACUAUUUGUACACCCAGUGCUGCUUCUCCUUCAGAGCAAACAGAGAAUGUGAAGCAGCAGGGACCAAUACUGACAAAGCAUGGGAAAAACCCAGUUAUGGAGCUAAAUGAGAAACGACGUGGCUUAAAAUAUGAGCUGAUUUCAGAAACUGGCGGCAGUCAUGAUAAGCGGUUUGUGAUGGAGGUUGAGGUUGAUGGUCAGAAAUUCCAAGGAGCUGGUUCAAACAAAAAAGUGGCGAAAGCUUAUGCUGCACUGGCUGCGUUAGAAAAGCUUUUUCCAGAUGCCCCCCUUCCAAUGGAGCAAAAGAAGAAAAGGGCCCCUAUGCCAGCGAGAGGUGGACCCAAAUUUCCCGUAAAGCAUAAUCCAGGCUAUGGUAUGGGAGGCCCUAUGCAUACUGAAGUGCCACCCCCUCCAAACAUGCGGGGUCGUGGUAGAGGAGGAAAUAUCCGAGGCCGCGGUAGAGGAAGAGGUGGAUUUGGUGGUGCUAAUCAUGGAGGAUAUAUGAAUGCUGGAGCUGGAUAUGGAAGCUAUGGCUAUGGUGGCAAUUCUGCAACAGCAGGCUAUAGUCAGUUCUACAGUAAUGGUGGCCAUUCCGGCAAUGCAGGAGGGGGUGGUGGAUCUGCAGGGUAUGGUUCCUACUACCAAGGUGGCGACUACAGCUCUCCUGCCCCUCCUAAACACGCCGGGAAGAAGCAGCAGCAUGGAGGACAGCAAAAGCCCGCCUAUGGUUCUGGCUAUCAAGCCCAUCAAGGCCAACAACAGCAAUCUUAUAACCAGAACCAGUAUAGCAACUAUGGGCCACCGCAAGGCAAGCAGAAGGGAUAUAACCAAGGCAACUACGCUUCAUACUCGAAUUCCUACAACUCUCCUGGCGGUGGUGGAGGAGGAUCAGACUACAAUUAUGAAAGUUACGGCGGUGGUGGUGGACGUGGCGGUAGUGGCGCGAACAAUUAUGGCUCAGGAGGAGCCGCCUACAAUGCUGGUUCCCAUGGUGGCUAUGGGGGCGGAGCUGGGGGAGGAGGGUCAUCUUACCAAGGAGGAUAUUCUCAGCCAAACUACAACUCUCCAGGUUCAAACCAGAAUUACAGUGGACCUCCCAAUUCCUACCAAGUCUCCCAAGCUGGUUAUGGCAGAAAUGACCACAGCAUGAACUAUCAGUAUAGAUAAACCAGUCUGUUCUCGGGUGUGAAGCUUUGUUACCUUCUAAACUUGCAUACCCUUUGAAUAUUGAGUUUUAUUGCAUCACAGUAAACAUGUAAACCCUGUUUCCAUGUUGCAGUGCUCUUUGUGAUAUCAGUCACUAAUGGUUGAGUACUUUGUAAUUCCAUACUUAGCUGUAUUUUGGACAUUUAAUGGUGUAUUUAAUGGUUUGUUUGCCAUUUCAAUUUUCUGUCUAAAUAGAAUUUGAGUUCAGUAUCCUUUUUCUGUUUAAAUGACAUUCAUGUGUUAACACAGUAUGGCUUUAAAUAGAUAAGGGAUAUCUUCUGCUAAUGCUUUUGUGAAGUGAGUUUAAACAAGCUUUCUGUAUUUUAAUGCUUUAGUGUUUUUCAGUUUUAUAAGUGAGGAUUUUAUUUUAAAACUUGUGGGAAAGAGUGGGUUUUGUAUGUCUGGGUCAUUCAGACAGCACAUCUGGAUUAUGCUGAAUGUAGACAAAUAAACACAAACUCUUCAUGUGUC